GCGUACGACUGCAAAGUCCGGUAUUGCGGAGCGGCAACAAUUGACCCAGCAGUCCAAGGGCGGCCGAACAACGUCACGUGCGACAAGCUCUUCGACUACAGGCCGGGGGACAAACAGGAAAGCAACGCGAAACCCUGCCAGAACUCCGAUGGCGACGCCUGCGAACCCUCCGCAGCUGUAAUGUGCGCCGACGGCGCAAGUGUGUCGCCGCCGGCGCAACCGCCACCGUCGCCGCCACCAGCAGCGCAGCUGCUCGACCUUCGCACGGCCACCACGUACCAGGACUUGCAGGACUCGAGCAUGUUCGACAAGCAGGCGCCCGUGAGCGACCUGUCAUACGCCGACAGCACGACGGGACGGCCGUGGGCCGAGUGCGGCCACUUCACAAGCCAAUGGUGGGGCGUCGACCUCGGGAGCGAGGUGUAUGUGCGCCACGUGAGGCUGCAGAACCGCAACGACUGCUGCGCGGAGCGGCUGACGGACGUCGACAUCUAUCUCGGCUCGACGGCGGAGACGUACACGGGCAACGCGCUGGUGAAGUCGGACGUGAGCGUGUCGUCGAACGUGAUGUUGGAGGUGGAGAUCAACGCGUUGGGGCGCUACAUCUACCUCAACCGGCCGUCUGCGGCGGGGCUGACG
Emiliania huxleyi CCMP1516 is the source of this 639-nucleotide messenger RNA. RefSeq lists its product as hypothetical. NCBI's taxonomy places the organism in Eukaryota, Haptophyta, Isochrysidales, Noelaerhabdaceae. The record is from RefSeq and is a predicted model, not a curated record. The transcript has a single exon. The annotation marks the transcript as partial.